Molecule: messenger RNA, 2192 nt
Organism: Lytechinus pictus (painted urchin)
Lineage: Eukaryota; Metazoa; Echinodermata; Echinoidea; Temnopleuroida; Toxopneustidae
Product: enoyl-CoA delta isomerase 2-like
Exons: 8
Coding region: 222-1007 (261 amino acids)
Cellular component (GO): peroxisome; mitochondrion
Molecular function (GO): delta(3)-delta(2)-enoyl-CoA isomerase activity
Source: RefSeq, a predicted model, not a curated record
AUUAUCAGAAUAUAAGGACCAACAGAUCAAAGUCGAAUGAUAAGAUUGCUGUAUAUAGGCUACCAACUCUGAACGCGUUUACAUACAAAUUCUCUUCAAGUAUAUUUCAUAUCAUAUAAUUUCAAUUUGAUACCUUGAAAUUCCAAGUCUAUACUUUAUUUCGACCAAGGAUUGAGUGGACAGCAGAAAUAUUUUAAACGACGACGCAGAAUUCCGGCACAAUGAGUACCAAUGCCGAAAGGAGUAUUUUGUAUCGUGUUGAGAAUGGCGUAGCGACAAUCACACUCAACAGACCGAAAAGGAAAAAUGCUCUUACACUAGAGAUGUACAACGAAAUACAAGAUGCACUUAAAGCAGCGGAACAAAAUGAUGAUGUAACCAUCGCAGUAAUUACAGGUACUGGGGAUUACUACUCAAGUGGGAAUGAUCUGGGUAACUUCAUGAAAGUUGACACAACUAAUAUAGAAGAGGCAACGAAACAAUCGAGCACACGAUUAGAGAAAUUUGUUAAUGCCUUCAUUGAUUUCCCGAAGCCUUUGAUUGCUGCAGUUAACGGUCCUGCAAUCGGCAUUGUUGUUACUACCCUCGGAUUGAUGGAUAUCGUCUACGCCAGUGACAGAGCGAACUUUCACACCCCUUUUGCUGCUCUUGGUCAGAGUCCAGAAGGAUGCUCUUCGUAUACGUUCCCCAAGAUCAUGGGAACAGCGAAGGCCAAUGAGUUCUUGUUAUUUGGUAAGAAGAUGACCGCGCAGGAAGCAUUUGCUUGUGGUUUAGUGACAGAGGUCAUUCCUGAUUCUCACUUCAAUGAUGUAGUAAACAAGAAGAUUAAAGAAUAUGCUAAACUUCCAAGAAAUGCUGUGCAAUCUGCAAAGAAUCUGAUCAGGGAGAGUGAGAAAGAGCACCUUCAUAGGGUGAACCGAGCCGAGUGUGACCUGCUGACCGAAAGAUGGACAUCAGAAGAAUGCACCCAGGCCAUCAUGAACUUCUUCUCGAAAUCAAAACUCUAAAGACUGAACUCUUUCAAGAUUGUAAAGUUCCACCCAAGAGUGACGGGGAAUCGGAAUUCAAGAUGAAAUACUUUCAAAUUUAUCAUUUGCAACUAAAUCGCUAGCACCAUUUUGUCGACUGUACCCCCGCCCCCUCCCGAGUGUAAAUUUUUCGUUGAAAAAUCACAAUUUCACAUUGAAUUUUCUUUUUUAAGAUGAGAAGAGUUUAAAACAACAGGGAAUAGUUUAGAGGUCAAUGUAUAGAUAUGAUUCUGCACAAGAAAUAUUCAAACGUUCUCGGAAUAUAUUCAUGACACUGUUGAUUAACUGUAUUAAAACAUGUGCUAAUGCCAAGUAUAUAAAAGAUAAAAUUAGCAGAUGGAUUUUAAGAAAAAAUACAACAAAAAGAAGAGAACUGUCAAGUUGUCAAAAAUGCUGUGUGAUAUGCAUUUCGCAUGCAUGCAGUAAUAUGCAUGUAUGAAACCUCGAAUGUGUGUAAGAUUCUUCAGAGUGGUAUACUACAGCGAAGCGGCGUCACGGGGAGUGGGAGGCGACCUAACCGCUCCUUUGUGGUUUAAAAAAAAAAAAAGAAUAUUUGAGACAAAUAAGGGGAAAGAUAGGAAGGAGAAAUAUGAGUGGUGAAAAGAACUGUCUCUGUGUCGUAGAAUUCAAUUUUGUUCAUUUCAUGUUUGGAUGGUUCCCCCAUCCAAACACCGUCAGUGGAUUGAAAUAAUGUUUUCCUCUUCUUAAAAUGAUUUAACUUCUAUUUAUUGAUGAUGUUGAUUGUAUCCUUCUUCUUGUCUUCUUUUUCGACUUCGAUUUCAUGGAGAAUAUUCAAUAUAUUCAUUUAUUAAAUAACUUUAUACAUGUACAUGCAGAUGUGAGGAUUUCAGCAGGUCUACAGCUGUCAUUUUGUCUCUUUGAACCGAGGUAGUUCAGUGUCACAUUUCUUCUUUGAAUCAAAUCUAAAUUUCAAUUCUAAUAUUAUAAAAGGGAUGAGCAAGAUUAUAUUCGCCUAAUAUGGGCCUCAAUAGCAAAAACUAUUGAUAAUAUGAAAGGCAGAAGUUUUUGGUAUAACUAUAUGACAGGGAUCGAAUCCACGACCUCCCGUCCAUGAGGCGGGCGCUGUACCACUAAGCCGCCAUCCCCGCCUUUUAACAGGCGUCACGUUUUUUUUAGAAGAUUAUUAAAGUUUGUUAAAUUUAA